Messenger RNA from Setaria italica (foxtail millet), 964 nucleotides. Its product is annotated as methylesterase 17. Gene Ontology annotation, molecular function: methyl jasmonate esterase activity; methyl salicylate esterase activity; methyl indole-3-acetate esterase activity. NCBI's taxonomy places the organism in Eukaryota, Viridiplantae, Streptophyta, Magnoliopsida, Poales, Poaceae. Gene Ontology annotation, biological process: salicylic acid metabolic process; jasmonic acid metabolic process. The transcript is spliced from 4 exons. The record is from RefSeq and is a predicted model, not a curated record. Bases 1 to 795 code for a protein of 264 amino acids.
AUGGAGGCGGGCGGCGAGGUUUCCAAGGCCAAGGAGCACUUUGUCCUGGUGCACGGCGCGUGCCAUGGCGCCUGGUGCUGGUUCAAGCUCGCGUCCCUGCUCCAGGGCUCCGGCCACCGCGUCUCCUGCAUCGACCUCGCCGGAGCAGCCGGCAGCCUCGUCAACCCCAACGACGUCCGAUCCUUCGAUGAGUACGACGCGCCGCUCCUCCAGUUCAUGGCGGCCCUGCCGGACGCCCACAAGGUAAUCUUGGUAGGACACAGCGCAGGAGGACUAAGCGUGACCCAUGCGAUGCAUUUGUUCACAGACAAGAUCAAGCAAGGCAUCUUCAUAGCAGCAGACAUGCUCCCGUUUGGCUUCCAAACAGAACAAGACACCAAAGAUGGUGUACCUGAUUUUUCAGAGUUUGGGGAUGUGUAUGACCUGAACUUUGGUCUGGGAGAAGAUCAUCCACCUACCAGCAUGGCACUAAGAAAGGAGUACCAGCGCACAAUCCUGUACCACCAAAGCUCCCGUGAGGACUCCACACUUGCUUCCAUUCUGCUGCGUCCAUUUCCAGCCGUGCUUAGCACUGCCAAGUUUGGUCGUUGCGUCGAUGAUGGUGUCGAGAGCCCUGUAAACGCAGUCCAUCGCGUGUACAUAAAAACGGCAAAUGACCGUACGUUGAAGCCGGAGCAGCAGGAGUCCAUGAUUCGUCGUUGGCCACCAAGAAAGGUGAUGGUCAUGGACACUGACCACAGUCCUUUCUUCUCUGCACCAGAGCGCCUCUUGGAGCUGAUCCUCGAGUCAGUGUGACCGGUGGUGAACCGUAUCCGCAAUCCCAGUGGAGGCUUCACCUGUUCAUUGAGUUAUGUUGUACGCCAAUUGGAGUUGUCAUAUAUCAACAGAUUUUUUUUUCAGUUGUGCACCACAAAACAUAAUUUUACAGCCAAAUUAGAUAAAUACUCCCUCCGUUCUUUUUUAU